CCACAACUUCGUGCACCUUCAACGAUCAACAUCAUUACUCACCAACAAAAAUCCCAAUUUUAAUGAAGACGACGCCCCUUGUCAAAGAUCCAUCAAAAAAAUUAGCGAAGGAGGAAAACAAAGAGAUAGAGAGGAAGGAGAAGGCAAAACAGGCGGCAGCGAGGUAUCGAGUACGAAAUGACCAUCGUGUGCGAGAACGAGCGCAAGAACGAAUGCAACGGUAUGGCUUUCGAUGCGAUACUUUCCAUCAUCACCCAAAUUGCAUCGACCAUUCAACCUUUCUCAUAAUUCUCGUGGUCACAUCUUGAUUCUCAAUCUUAUUAGAAAGAGGGCGUCCAUGUCUGAAGAGCAGAAAUUUGAGGAGAAAAGACGACAAAAGGAGGCGAACCAGAAGUAUUACUUGAAAAACCGGGAACGACUUCUGGGUGAUGCUCGCACUAAACGUUCAAGCACUUUUAUAUCGAAAUACGGCGAGACCGCCUACUGGAACAACUACGAAGUUCGUCUGUGGCCUUACAAAAUUGGCUUACUUGGUAAAAAAGAGAAGAGGGAUCCAAUGGAUGGAGUUGUCGAGUAUCUACCCUGAAAAGAACACGAAGUAUUGAUUUCUUGAGAUACGGUACGGACUUUACAACACACAGCACAGAUCACAAAACCUACAGCAGUG
Messenger RNA from Marasmius oreades (fairy-ring Marasmius), 667 nucleotides. RefSeq lists its product as uncharacterized. The record is from RefSeq and is a predicted model, not a curated record. Bases 233 to 586 code for a protein of 117 amino acids. The transcript is spliced from 5 exons. NCBI's taxonomy places the organism in Eukaryota, Fungi, Basidiomycota, Agaricomycetes, Agaricales, Marasmiaceae.